Ilex paraguariensis (yerba mate) is the source of this 1221-nucleotide messenger RNA. The record is from the annotation of a GenBank genome assembly. Lineage: Eukaryota; Viridiplantae; Streptophyta; Magnoliopsida; Aquifoliales; Aquifoliaceae.
AUGGAAGUAACCUGGUUAUACACAUCCCUCUCUCUAAUCCUCCUCCUCUUUCUAGCUUUCAGGUUCUUGACGGAAAAACGCCGUAACCUCCCACCGAGCCCAGCACGGGCGCUUCCGGUUAUAGGUCAUCUCUACCUCCUGAAACAACCUCUUCACAGAACCUUUCACAAGCUUUCAGAGAAAGCUGGCCCAAUCAUAUCUCUCCGAUUCGGAACCCGAUUGGUUGUUGUUGUGUCUUCGUCGUCGGUGGUGGAGGAGUGUUUCACCAAGAACGACGUCGUUCUCGCCAACCGCCCUCGUUUCACAAUCGGCAAGUACUUAGGCUACAACUACACCAACAUCGUUGGAUCCCCCUACGGCGACCACUGGCGCAAUCUCCGGCGACUCAGCGCACUCGAAAUUUUCUCCGCCAGUCGUCUCAACAUGUUCUUAUCAAUUCGACAAGACGAAAUCAAGCGAUUACUGUGCUAUCUUCGUCAAAAUUCAGUCAAUGGGGGUUUCGCGAAGGUUGAUUUGAGGUCAAAAUUAUCGGAGCUGUCAUUCAAUGUGGUUAUGAGGAUGAUUUCAGGAAAGCGAUACUUUGGAGAAGACGAGGGCAAUGAGGAGGCGAAGCAUUUUCGGGGCCUCAUAAAGGAGGCAGUCCGAUACGGCGGUGCGUCGAAUCCGGGAGAUUUCUUGCCGGUUUUACGGUGGAUUGAUUACAAGGGUUUAGAGAAGAAUUUAGCGAAGCUUAGUGAGAAGAUGGACGUGUUUUUACAGGGUCUAAUUGAUGAGAAUAGGCGUGAUAUUAAUAGUAGAAACACCAUGAUCAGUCAUUUGCUUUCUCUGCAACAAUCACAACCAGAGUACUACACCGAUCAAAUCAUCAAAGGGCUUGUGCUGGUAAUGCUAACUGCGGGCACAGACACAUCAUCUGUGACAAUAGAAUGGGCAAUAUCACUUUUACUCAACAAUCCUGAGAUAUUAAAAAAGGCUAGGGCAGAGUUGGACACUCAUGUGGGUUCUGAUCGCUUGAUCGAUGAAGCAGAUUUGUCCAAUUUGCAUUACCUUCACAAUAUCAUAUCGGAGACUUUUCGAUUAUUUCCGGCAGCACCUGGAGAGGAGGUUGAUUUGGCUGAAGGAAAAGGGAUCACCAUGCCAAAAGCUAAGCCACUGGUAGCCAUGUGUAGAGCUCGCACCAUUAUGGACAAAGUUCUUUCAGAAAUUGAAAAAAAUGUUUGA